AUGGAAGCUUCAACGAAGAAAAUGUCUAGUAAAAAAAAGAAAAGAUUUGAAAAAUAUGUGCAAAAAAAAAAUAAAAAAGAAGAACGAGUUGCUCUACUUGAAAAGCUUUCGAAAUCAUCAUUUUCAUCGGAAUUAAUGAAAUCGAGCAAAAAUUUGGGAAGAGGAAAAGACACAAUGAAAGAACGACUUCGCAGAGCCUUUUAUGAAAAACGUCUUGGAAUUGCUCAAUCUGAUCCGGAUGUGCCUUUAUUCGUGAACAAUGAUGGUGACAACGACACGGAUGAAGACAACGUGAAUGGAGGCAACGUAGAUGAAGGCAACGUAGAUGAAGGCAACGUAGAUGAAGGCAGCAUAGAUGAAGGCAGCGUAGAUGAAACACUUAAUAAUCACAUGAACACAGAUGCCAGAACGUCUAAUUUGCCUAUUCAAAAAGAAUGUACCAAACCUAAAGCUGAUCAAUAUGCGCAAAAUACCAUUAUUGGAUGUGCUCUUAAGCGAGGUCCAGAUGAUGAUUCAUUCGACAGUUCUGAUUCACAAUGCGAUGUUGACAAAAAGAUUGUAAGCAAUGACUCCCCUAAUUCAGUUAUAGAAAAUCAAGCAUUAUUAGGAACAACUUCAUGUGGAAAAAAACAAUCUUUUAAAGAAUGGGCGACAGAACAGUUGGGAAUUGGGUUCAAAAGUUCUCAACAUAUUGACACUGCCAGCAGCUACACCCAAUUAUCAUCAGAGAAUACAGAGAAUUUUCAAAAGAAAUGUGUUAAUCUUAGUGAACAGGCUACACCAAAAUUUGAUAUUCAAGAUGGUAUAGAUAUCACAGUUGAUAGUUGUAUUGAGAAUAAUGGGUCAAAAAAUAAUAUCACGCAUGUACCCAAACACGCAAAAAAGGCUUUCAAUGUUCCUGUUAAAAGAAGCCAAGAAAUUCAGCUUACAAGAAUGGAAUUACCAGUAUGCGAAGAUGAGCAAGCCAUAAUGGAAACGAUUAAUGAGAAUUCCGUGGUUAUUAUUUGUGGAGAAACAGGAUCCGGAAAAACAACACAAUUACCUCAAUUUCUUUAUGAGGCUGGAUUUGGAAAUCCAGAAAGUGACAAUCCGGGAAUUAUUGGCAUUACACAACCUCGUCGUGUUGCUGCCAUGAGUAUGUCAAAGCGCGUAGCGCAAGAGUUAUCACUCGAUGACCAACGAGUAUCAUAUCAGAUUCGUUAUGAUGCAACUGUUUCGUCAAAAACUGUUAUUAAAUUUAUGACGGACGGUGUUUUGCUUCGCGAGCUUUCUGGAGACUUCCUACUGUCAAAAUAUUCAGCAAUUAUAAUUGAUGAAGCACAUGAAAGAAGUCUGAACACAGAUAUCUUGAUUGGUGUUAUUAGUCGCGUUCUUCGAUUGCGCAAAGAAUUGAGUGAGGAAGAUAAAUCAAAAAUUAAACCUUUAAAGAUUAUCAUCAUGUCAGCUACGUUACGCAUUUCAGAUUUUACACAGAAUAGAAGGUUAUUUGACAUUCUACCUCCAGUCAUAAAUGUUAAUGCACGACAAUAUCCUGUUUCAAUCCAUUUCAAUAAACGAACCCCACGUAUUGAUUACGUUACGGAGGCAUUUAGGAAGGUUUGCAAGAUUCACACAAGACUUCCGCGUGGAGGAAUUCUUGUGUUCAUGACGGGACAAAAUGAAAUAUCUACUCUUUGCAAGAAACUUCGUAAUAAGUUUCCAUAUAUAUCGUCAGAUAGAACUCAUCGAAAUAGGGCAGCAAUUAAGGAAGAAACGCCAAUUGAUGAACUUAACGAAUAUAUUCACGGAGGACAUUCUGAUAGAAAUGUUGAUUGUGAAAUAGAAGAAUUGGUUAUAGGUGAAAAUGACCAAGAUUAUCUUGAUCACUAUGAUGAUUUUGAUACGGAUUCUGAAGAUUCUAUCACCGAGUUCGAAAAUGAUGGACUGGACAAUGAAUAUGGUUUAUUAUCUCAAUUACGAUUAUUAUUUGUUGAAAUUGAAUUUGAUCAUCCACCACCUGAAGGAACGCGUCUUUGUGUUGUUGCAACUAAUGUAGCUGAAACUUCUUUAACUAUUCCUGGUGUUACAUAUGUUGUUGACUGUGGGAAAGUUAAAGAACGCUGUUAUAAUGCAAGUACUGGUGUUCAAUCUUAUGUAAUUGACUGGAUCUCAAAAGCAUCUGCUGAUCAACGUGCAGGUCGUGCAGGUCGAACUGGCCCCGGUCAUUGUUAUCGGUUGUAUUCCUCAGCCGUGUUCAACGAUCAAUUUCAACAAUUUACAGUUCCUGAAAUUCACAGAACACCUAUAGAAGGUGUUAUACUACAAAUGAAAGCGAUGAAUAUUGAUACUGUAUCUAACUUUCCAUUCCCAACACCACCUGAUCGCGAUCAAUUGAAAAAGGCAGAAACAUUGUUACGAUACAUAGGUGCAUUGAAUGAAAAUAGUCAAAUUACUUCUUUGGGACGCGCAAUGGCGACAUUUCCUCUUACACCCAGAUUUUCCAAAAUGUUAAUAAUUGGACAGCAACAUGAAUGUCUUCCAUAUGUCAUUGCCAUUGUAUCAGCCCUAUCAGUUGGUGAUCCUUUCAUUAAAGAUUACCAUAUUGAUGGUACUGAUUCAGAUGAUGAGAGUGACAAAGGUGAAUUGGAAGAUUACGUUCAAACGAAGGAAUUAAAUGAGAUUCAAAAAGAAGUAAUCUUUAAAAAGGAACGUCGAAAAUUGAUGCGGAAGAAAUUUUAUGACGUCCAAAAGAGACACUCUGGACUUGAUCCAACGAGUGACAUAUUAAAAUUCUUAAAUGUUGUCGGUGCAUAUGAAUAUUCUGGAGGUAGUGAAAAGUUUUGUGAAGAUAAUUUUGUUCGGAUAAAGGCUAUGCAAGAAAUACAUAAAUUAAGAGGUCAGAUAACGAACAUUGUUCAAACUAAUUGUCAGGGAGUCGAUGUGUAUGUAGAUCCAAAAAUGAAACCGCCUUCUGCUAUCCAGCUCGAAGCUCUUCGCCAAAUUAUUGCGGCCGGGUUUAUUGAUCAAGUUGCUAUACGAAAAGAUUUAGUAGACGGGACUACGAAAGCAUUUUCUUCUACAAGAGGCAUUUCAUAUUCUACCAUGUGGACGGAUGAAGAUGUUUUUAUUCACCCUUCUUCCGUUUUGUAUCAUGGGAAGCCACCAGAUUUUGUGGUCUUUCAAGAAUUACAACGAACAAAUAAAGUGUGGAUGAAAGGUAUUACAAUUAUAAAACCGGAGUGGCUUCCGAAGCUUGGAAAGUCUUUGUGCGUAUUUUCUAAACCAAAAGAACUUCCAGCACCCAAAUUAAGGAGGAACGAUGACGAAAUGACCGCGUAUGUCACACCUUGUUUUGGCCCUAAAAGUUGGGAACUCCCGCCAAUCAAAGUAAAAGGUGUAAAAGCUGGUGGGAGAUGGGUCCCACCUCAAUCAUAUCAAAUGGUUAUUUUCCAGAAUGGAGCUCAAAACCCCAUUAAGAAUUCACCAACAGAAGCGUUUUAUGAAAUUUUCAACAAAUCUAGAGAUUACAAAGAACAAGAUACAAGCCUUAUGGGACGCGCAAGUGAUUGA
Molecule: messenger RNA, 3549 nt
Organism: Dentiscutata erythropus
Lineage: Eukaryota; Fungi; Glomeromycota; Glomeromycetes; Diversisporales; Gigasporaceae
Source: the annotation of a GenBank genome assembly